AUGAAUUCUCUCCUCGCUUCUUCAUUACGCGCCUUACCACACACUUGUACAACUGAAAAUUUCAAUCUUGUUCUCACAUCCAGAAAACAACGCCAUUUUCUAUUCAUCUCCUCUAAAUUCAGAACACCCAACUUCAUUAGUUGUUCCACUUCCUCUAAUGGAUCCAACAGUACCCCUCCAGGCGAAACUUUUUUUCAAAACAGUAGCUUUCACACUGAACUCUCAAACCCUCGACUCGGUUCCCUCAAUUUUCAGGUCCCCAAGUUUAGCUUCAGCGAUCAAGCUUUCUUUCUCCUCGCAUUCAUCGCCUGCACGACUUCAGUGGCAUUCACUGGCCUUGUUUGUGCAGCUGUUCCCACUUUACUUGCGAUGAGAAAAGCUGCAUUAUCGCUUUCAAAGCUAGCUGAUACAACCAAUGAGGAACUCCCAAGCACCAUGACUUCCAUUAGGCUUUCGGUGAUGGAAAUGAAUGAUCUGACACUAGAACUAAGUGAACUAAGCCAGGAAAUAACAGAAGGAGUCAACAAGUCAGCUCAAGCUUUACAAGCAGCAAAAACUGGAAUUCAACAUAUUGGUUCAGUGGCACAACAACAAACUUUGUCCAUGAUUGAAGAGAGAGCGAAUUUGCCCGAAAUAUCUCUGGGAGAUGUGGUUGCUGGCGCUGCAAGAAAGACUACAAGAGCAGUUGGUCGAGCCACAAAGAGCUUGUUAAACAUAACUUCUGGAAGAGAAAACACAGGCGAAUAUGAUGAUGAUGAUGAUGAUUUAACCUGCAUGUGA
Lathyrus sativus (Indian pea) is the source of this 780-nucleotide messenger RNA. The record is from the annotation of a GenBank genome assembly. Lineage: Eukaryota; Viridiplantae; Streptophyta; Magnoliopsida; Fabales; Fabaceae.